AUGAAGUCUAGGAUUAAUUGCAUAAUUUGUAUUUAUGUAUAUCUGUAUGCUAUUUAUUGUGUAAACAUUUGCGCUUACUGCCUUCACAAUACGUAUUAUAAUCAUACUAUAAUUGUAUUCACUGUUACAGUACAGUAUUUAUCUGCGAUCGUUCCCUACCAACAGAUUUUUUUGCAGGUACUUCGCGCCUUUUUUUGUGGGGAAUCAAUCGGAUUGGGAGAUAUUUCACCAGCAUAUUUGGCAGUCCUCAAGGAGAAAAAUGACAAAUAAAUCUGUGGCAGUAAAUUUCGGGUUGUUUUUCCUGGUUUCUGUGCUCAUUUUAAAAUUGUCGGACGCAUGGCCAACCCAAUCUGAGGCCAGCUUUUCCCGAACGCUGGCCACAUUGGAUGGUAUAACGGUGCUGCUCGAGAAGUGCUGGAACUAUACCGCCUUCAACCUGAUCCUGGGAGCAGAAGAAAAAUACAGGAUGAAAAAUCCUGUCUGGCUGCCCGAUCUCUCUCCUCCCCCUCCCGACCCCAAAGGUCACGUGCACCGCCCAUACCUGGACCAGACGAUCAGCCUGGAUUGCGUGGCCGGUCCUAGUGGGCUAGAUGUUGUGUGGAAACACAAAGGACACCUAUUAGGCGACAAUCAAAGCGUGGGCGCCAUUCGCUUCAGCCGCACCGGCGCUCCCGCCCUUAUCCUGCACAACGUCACAUACGCGGCGUGGGGCAAGUUCGAGUGUCUGCAGCGCUGUCAGCCGUACGGAAUGGACGACUGGUGCCUGCAGACGGAGCACUGGGUCUUUCCCAAUGCAAUUCCCUAUGUCCACGAGGUGUACGCGCAGCUUAUGCCGCCGGUCACUGUACCGCGCUAUAUGCCCUUCUCGGUGACCUGCAGCCUGGAUUUUCCUUGCGGCCCGGAUCCGAACCAGCACUUUAUUUGGCGCUACCAUGGAACGUACCUGGCUUGGCCACCAGGCCAUUACCUGCAGCAGACGGCCUGCAUUUUUCCUGACCGACAGACGCUGAUGAUCCACACCAACGCCUCUGAGAUAACCGGCGCCGACGGUCGCCAGCACUGCGCCUCAACGCUGACCUUGCACGUACCAUGGCCGGAUCACACCGGCUCCAAGCUGGAGUGUUGGGCGCGUUCCGACACCACCCAGCAGGAAUGGUUCAUCCUCACAACUGAUCCCGUCCGGCUCAAUGGAAGUCUCCCCUUCCCCACAUAACCGCUGGCAUCAGCUGGUACUAGCGAAACGUACGUGACAGCGCAGUAGAGCUGCUGACUUAUAAUAUACGAGAUCCGCCCCGGCACAGAUGCUUUACGAACACUGAAAAUCGAUUUCUUGCUGAU
This is a messenger RNA of Paramacrobiotus metropolitanus, 1338 nucleotides long. RefSeq lists its product as uncharacterized. The transcript is spliced from 3 exons. Lineage: Eukaryota; Metazoa; Tardigrada; Eutardigrada; Parachela; Macrobiotidae. The record is from RefSeq and is a predicted model, not a curated record. The coding region runs from base 260 to 1213 and encodes 317 amino acids.